Messenger RNA from Symbiodinium sp. CCMP2592, 1398 nucleotides. Lineage: Eukaryota; Dinophyceae; Suessiales; Symbiodiniaceae. The record is from the annotation of a GenBank genome assembly.
AUGGCGCUGCUGAGGGUGGCGCUGGUCGGUGUCGCUUGGCAGCUUAGCAGCAGCGCCGUGCUCCGGAGCUCACGAGGUGAAGACCAGCUUCAGCGCGACGCGAAGGCAUUCGCUGCGAAGGUGGUCAUCGCUCCGAAGCCCACGGAGCUGGCCGAGGGAUCCCUCCGAGCUGGAGAGACCUGCUUCGACACCAUCGCAGACUGGAAGGAUGUGCAAGGAGACUCGUGCCAGUCCUAUCACGACAACCAGUAUUGUGAUCGCAAGAACGGAGUCUUCUUCGGUACGAAGACCGCCAUGAUGUUGUACCACGCUGGCCCGGACUCUCCGGCUCAGGUGUGCUGCCACUGUGGUGGCGGGGUCAUCAAGGAGUGCGACGAGAUGUGCCGCUUGCUGAAGAAGCACGAAGCAAGUGAAAUUGAAUCCAAAUUCGAUGCCAUGCGAGACGCUGCAGGCGAUGCCGUCACGGAGGCUGGGGCCGCGUCCAUGGCUUCGAUGGUCAAGCAGAUGAACGCAAGCAUGGAGGACGCUCUGGAGCGCCUUCAUGCACACAGCUCCAAGAUGCUGAAGGAGGAGCUUGCAGCGGAGGAGUCCUCUUUCGAGCGGAUGGCUGCGAGCUCCGCCUUGCACCUGGGGGGGGUCUUGUCGCCCAAGGCUGCCACGGCCGAAACGGACAUCUCUGCCAAGCUGGGCAUCAAGGAGUUGCGCCCAAAGCUGCUUCUGCGUACUCUUACUGUUAAAGCUGAGGGCGAGGAGCCCAGCGAGGGCACCGCGCGCUUGAUCGAGGUCGAGGUUUCCCUGAUGAGCGGCGAUACGCUCAAAGAUUUGUCCGUGCCCGACACCUGUCUGAUCAGUGAGCUGAAGCUGCGGCUCGAGCAGCGUGAGGGCAUCCCUCACCAGCAGCUCCAACUCUUGCUCCCAGGUGUGUUUCAGAACCUCGAGGACCAGCAGACCGUGAAAGACUGCGAUGUCAGCGGCGGAAGGCUGCAACUGAUCCUUGUGCGGAAUUCGAGCUUCUUUCCAUCAAAGACCUUCACGGGCUCCAAGGAGGGCUACAUCUUCACCAGCCGCGACCAGGGUGUGGGUUACUACAUCGACUCGUACGAGGAGGGGAUGGGGCGUGGCGCCAGCGACCCCUGGGAUGGUCUCUGGGAAGACCCCCUUGAUCGUGGCACCGGCACGACCACGACCAUCAUCAUCGAGAGGGGCACGGUCUUCUGGGGCGCCAUUGCCGACUCACGCGUGUCCACCAUCGUGGAGAAGUCAGAGAACCAGUUUACGGUGCAGUCGAAAUCGGUUCGGUUUCGUGCCACCCUCGCUGGCCCUGACGACCUGCGAUUUGAUGGGGAGGUGCGCGGUGUCGGAGGAAGCAUCGUUGAGAGAUAUACUCGUGUACGUUGA